Exophiala xenobiotica is the source of this 2735-nucleotide messenger RNA. RefSeq lists its product as uncharacterized. Gene Ontology annotation, cellular component: nucleus. Bases 490 to 2343 code for a protein of 617 amino acids. The record is from RefSeq and is a predicted model, not a curated record. The transcript is spliced from 2 exons. Gene Ontology annotation, biological process: regulation of transcription by RNA polymerase II. Lineage: Eukaryota; Fungi; Ascomycota; Eurotiomycetes; Chaetothyriales; Herpotrichiellaceae.
CUCAGCCUAAGACCAGACCUUUGAAACUUCUCGACCUGCACACCACCAGCAGUCGAUACUGGUCCUCAGAUUCCUACCCUUCAAGUGUUCAUUGCCUAACGCAACUACAAGGCGACAACCCUUCCUCCUGUCACUCGGAGUCACGCACACCACACUACUGGUCUCGGCAUCUUCCCUCUCCCGCCCCAUCCUGCCAUACUAUUCGCUGUAUUGAUCGGCACUUUUCAGCAAGCCUCCUGGUCCCAAGCUCUUCCUUCUUGGGUCUCGACUUCGUGUUCAUUGAUAGCCUUUCCGGAGCCUCAAGGAACCUAGAACGCUCCCUUCCAAGCGACUCCUCGACCACCUCCGCCCCCAAGCGAACGACGUGCACACCUAGUCGGCCCAUAAGCCUGACAGUACCGACCAAGAUCUAUUUCAUCAGAACAUCCCCCCUCCCUCCAGCCCUGCGAAGCUCAUGCAGCUGCUGCUGUGAGCGCUCCGUUCCAUAACAUGCUCGCCCUCGAGCACUCACGCCGUCAACAAUUUGCGGAUCAGAUAUUCGAUCUCGAACAAACCAUCCAGGCACCAUUUCCAGGUCUGGUCAUGGACAGCUACGAUUCCGUUGACACCAUGAUCAACUUUCACACCCUGCCAUACUCAUAUUUUGAUAAUGCGUCCAUGUUUGUGACUGCACCACAGUCCAUCAAGCAAGAAAUGCCCCAAUUCCACGAGAUGCCGCCAGCCCUUAUCUCUUCCGGUUCGGUCCCGUCGAUCCCAAGCGCCUCAUCGUCCACCGUUGGGUCGCCAUACUCGGGGCCAUCCCACGCCAUCUCCAGCCAGGACGCGUUUGACCACAACGGAGCACCAUACGGUCUGGGCGUUAUGCCAACCAUUGUCAACCACGACUUUUUCUCCCAAGAGAUGAUGAGAGCCUCGAUGGAAGCCGAUCUGUCCUUGGAGAAGUUGUCGGAUAGUUAUGUGGACCCAUCUUUGAUCCAUGCGCCCCGGUCUUAUGGAGAAACAACAUAUCCUGAACAAGCUCUCUUUCCGCCCAGCAUGCACUCUUUCAACAGCACAUCUCCUACCGGCUCCCCAGCCCCAUCACCUCAACCUUACGGCAUCUUCCCCACAACUCAAUUUUCCGACCCUCUCACGGACUCCAACUACUACCAGCAACACGACAUGCUUAGCCGAAGACCGUCGCUCGCCUCUUACAUAUCUGGCGUUUCCCACUCAAGUCCAACGUCAGAGCCUGGUGAGGAGGGCGCCGAGAAAGGUCGAUGCCCACAUCCCGACUGUGGCAAGGUCUUCAAGGAUCUCAAAGCGCAUAUGCUGACCCACCAAGCCGAGCGACCGGAGAAAUGCCCCAUCGUCACCUGCGAAUAUCACCACAAAGGAUUUGCGCGCAAAUACGACAAGAACCGACACACCUUGACCCAUUACAAAGGUACCAUGGUGUGCGGAUUCUGCCCCGGCUCGGGUUCCCCAGCGGAGAAGAGCUUUAAUCGAGCAGAUGUCUUCAAACGACACUUGACCUCAGUACAUGGUGUUGAACAAACCGCCCCCAACAGCCGAAAGCGCAGUCCGACUUCCAACACCCGAAAGCUGUCGAGUUACUGCCAAGAUGCCACUGGCAAGUGCUCGACCUGCUCAGCAACCUUCACCAAUGCCCAGGACUUUUAUGAACAUCUCGAUGAUUGUGUGCUGCGUGUGGUUCAACAAGAGGAACCUAGUGAAGCCAUCAAUGCGCAACAUCUAGCCAGCAUGACCCAUGACGACAGCGUCCAAGAGACAUUGGACCGUCACAUGCUCAAGUCGGAGGAUGGCCCAACCAGCUACGAUGACGACGAAGACGAGGAAGACGAGGAAGAAGAGGACGAAGAAGAUGAUGAAGAUGGUGACCCAUCCUUCCACAGCCGAUCCGGAAAGGGUGCCAUCAAGUCCAGGAAUGCCGGAUCAGGACGAGCUAUACUCGGUGGUGGCAUCUCCAAAUCCACCAGGCCCGCGAAAAAGGGAAUGACCUGGUCCAAAGGUGGUGUUUCUCUCGUCGGCAAGGGUCGUAAGAAGAGAAAGCACUACCCACCUUCCUGGGGUAUGUCUGCCGACAAGAUGUGCAUGAAGAAGCGAGUGCUUUGUGUUUAUGAUGGCGAACGUCGACUCUGGAAGGAUGACAUGAUGUUGCACAACGAGUUUGAGGUCCGUAUGACUUUGCCUAAUGGCAAGAACUACGUGACCGACUUGGAUGUCGAGACCUUAAAGAGAGCCGAGGCAUUCCACAAUGCCACUCAAGAGGAGAAAGGUCCUUGGCUGCCUUCGACUGAAGCUGAUGGGCAAGGUUUCGACCUGAAUGCUUUGAUGGCUUGAAGGAGGAUUUGUUUCUUUGGAUUACCUAUGGUGCGUUUUAGCGAUUUGGAAUUUUGGCACGACUUCAAUUGGCUCGGAUACGUCUUUGAGCCUUACGAGAUGGACCUCUGGUUGUUUAUGACUUCUAAUCUCGGACAUUGGGACAGCUUUCGACGAGCACACAGAGAUGAAUAUGGGAACAGUCUCAUUCUUGGAUUUGAUGAAUGGGAACAAAAGUCAGUCAUGGGUGAAAGGCUGGUAGGAAUGGAAGAGAGAUCAAUGUCAGCCGAGACACCACGCAUUGAAGCUCUCCUUGAUGGAUGAAAAGCUCGUGUAUGAUAAGAGGCAGAUGUCAUAGGCAACAUGAGAGCGCUGAGCGCCGAAAUGUAAUGCAGGAUAUUUUAUCGCUCAAA